CAAAAAAAUUAAAAAAAAAAUUGGAUUCUUGAAAAAAAUGGAGAAAAACAGCACAACAAUUGUGUGGUUCAGGAGAGAUUUGAGAAUAGAAGACAACCCAGCUUUAGCAGCUGCAGCCAAAAACGGCGUCGUAUUACCCGUUUUCAUAUGGUGCCCGAAAGAAGAGGGUCAAUAUUAUCCGGGUCGGGUUUCCCGGUGGUGGUUGAAGCAAUCCCUUAUCCAUUUGCAGCACUCUUUAAAAUCUCUAGGGGCAGAAUUGGUAUUUAUCAAAGCUGAGAGCACUCUCUCUGCUUUAUUGGAUUGCAUUAGUGCUGUUGGUGCAACAAAAUUAGUAUAUAACCAUCUUUAUGAUCCGAUUUCGCUUGUUCGGGAUCACGCUAUUAAGCAGAAAUUGGUCGAGCUCGGAAUAAACGUGCAAAGCUAUAACGGCGAGCUAUUGCUCGAGCCGUGGGAAGUGUAUGAUGAUAACAAUCGAGCUUUUACGACUUUCGAUGCGUAUUGGGGUAAAUGCGUAAAUAUGCAAAGGGAGCCCGUUUCGCAUCUUCCACCGUGGCGGUUGGUGCCGGCCGGAGGAAUGGCGGAGAGUGCUCCAAUCGAGGCAUUGGGCCUCGAAAACGAAUCGGAAAAAUCGAGCAACGCCCUACUCGGACGAGGCUGGUCGCCAGGCUGGCAAAAUGCCAACAAAGCAUUCUCCGAAUUCCUCGAACACAACCUCCAAAGCUACUCAACCGAAAGCCCCCUCAUCGGUGGGGCCCACUCCACCUCCCUCCUAUCCCCCUAUCUCCACUUCGGCGAACUAAGCAUCCGAAAAGUCUACCAAUCCCUCCUCAUGAAACAAAUCGUAUGGAAAAACGAGCAAAACACCGUCGGAGAAUCCUCCGCCGCCCUCUUCUUGAGAUCGAUCGGGCUCAGGGAAUAUUCCCGUUACAUAUGCUUCAACUUCCCGUUCACACACGAGCGGCCUUUGCUCGGCGCGCUGAGAUUCUUCCCUUGGGAUUUCGACCAGGCUCGGUUUAAGGCCUGGAGGCAGGGUCGGACGGGGUACCCGCUUGUCGAUGCGGGUAUGAGGGAGCUUUGGGCGACGGGGUGGAUUCAUAAUAGGAUUAGGAUCAUUGUUUCGUGCUUCUUUGUGAAGUUUCUUCGUUUGCCUUGGCAAUGGGGGAUGAAGUAUUUUUGGGAUACACUACUUGAUGCUGACCUGGAAUGCGAUAUACUCGGUUGGCAGUAUAUUUCCGGGAGUUUGCCGGACGGGCAUCAGCUUGAGCGUAUGGAUAGUCCACAGAUUCAAGGAUUCAAAUUCGAUCCAGAGGGUGAAUACGUGAGGCAAUGGUUACCCGAGCUAGCACGCGUGCCAACCGAGUGGAUCCACCACCCGUGGGACGCUCCACCAACCGUGGUUAAAUCCGCAGGAGUUGACCUUGGAGUCAACUACCCUAAUCCGAUAAUCGAUAUAGAUUUGGCCAAGGAAAGAUUAACCGAAGCAAUCGCUGUCAUGCACAUGAGAAACGAAGCCGACGGGACGGAUUGUGAAGUUGUAUUCGAUAAUUCCGAAACUACCCCCGAUUUAUCUGCUUCAGAGGUUGUUGUUGUAGUGGAAAACUUGCCUUGUCCGGCUAGUUCUUCUCGUGAUCAAAGGGUACCGUCCAUGAAAAUUUCCGAAAAUAAUAUUAUUAUUGAAAAAAGAAAAAGACCGAAACUGGGAGAGGGUGGUAGCAAUAGUAAUAAUAGUAUUGGAUCUGAGGUGUCGAGAAUGGAUGAUGACGUGGCGUCUACGGCCGAAUCUUCUUCGAGUAAGAAACGGAUGACUGAUAGUAGAAAUUACUUUUCUGUUCCUCAAAAUUACCCUUCAAUUUCUGAGGAUGAAAAGUAUCGGGUUUGCGAGUCUUCUGAAGUCAAACAUAAACGGUUUGAUGAAAUUGCCGACGAAGAUAUGUCGAACAAAAACGGAGCAACGAUGUUGAAGAUUUCCGAAGAGCAGAUUAUUAUCGGGGACGACAGCUCGUCGUUGAAUAUUUGAAUGAUGUCGGCAUGCUUUGUAGAUAAGUACUUCAUUGCUAAACAAUUUUUUUUUCUUUCUAUUUUUCACAUGUUAUGUUGGACUUUGGAUCUAUAGUAGAUUGGCUGACUGUCUUAUAAUUAUGUAACUGGUAUUCUGUUUAUAUAUAGAAUGUGAUGAGUUUUUAGC
Erythranthe guttata (spotted monkey flower) is the source of this 2185-nucleotide messenger RNA. It is a transcript of the gene CRY2, whose product is annotated as cryptochrome 2. The record is from RefSeq and is a predicted model, not a curated record. Gene Ontology annotation, biological process: blue light signaling pathway; circadian regulation of gene expression; entrainment of circadian clock by photoperiod. Gene Ontology annotation, molecular function: deoxyribodipyrimidine photo-lyase activity; FAD binding; DNA binding. Lineage: Eukaryota; Viridiplantae; Streptophyta; Magnoliopsida; Lamiales; Phrymaceae. Gene Ontology annotation, cellular component: nucleus; cytoplasm.